AUGUCGGGAGUGGUCCGCACCCUGAGCCGCUGCCUGCUCCCGGCCGAGGCCGGCCGAGACCCGGGCAGCAGCAAGGACAGGAGUCGGCAGAGGGACGCGGCGCAGGAGCGGGAGGCGCGGCGCAGGAGCAGGGAGAUCGACAAGAUGAUCGACCGGGAGAGGAGAGCCGUCCGCCGGCUGGUGAAGAUUCUGCUGCUGGGGGCCGGAGAGAGCGGAAAGUCCACAUUUCUCAAACAGAUGCGAAUCAUUAACGGGCAGGAGUUUGACCAGAAGGCACUUCUGGAUUUCCGAGACACUAUCUAUGAGAAUAUACUAAAGGGCAUGCGUGUGCUGGUGGAUGCCCGAGACAAACUGGGCAUCAGCUGGCAGAGCUGCGAGAAUGAGAAGCAAGGCAUGCUGGUGAUGUCAUGGGAGGGACGUGUGGGUGCCACGGGGGUGGAGCCCAGUGAAUUUCAGCUGUACGUGAUGGCGCUGAGUGCACUGUGGGCAGAUGCUGGAAUACAGAAGGCCUAUGCACGACGCUCUGAAUUCCAACUGAGUGAGUCAGUCAAAUACUUCCUGGACAGCUUGGAUCGUAUUGGUCAACUGAGCUACAUCCCAAACAAGCAAGACAUUUUGUUUGCGAGGAAGGCAACGAAGGGCAUCGUUGAGCAUGACUUUGUCAUGAAGAAGAUUCCUUUCAAGAUGGUGGAUGUUGGAGGGCAGAGGUCCCAGCGGCAGAAGUGGUUCCAGUGUUUUGAUGGAAUCACAUCCAUACUCUUCAUGGUUUCAUCAUCUGAGUACGACCAGGUUUUGAUGGAGGACCGGAGGACAAACCGUUUGGUGGAGAGCAUGAACAUCUUUGAGACGAUUGUGAACAACAAGCUCUUCCUCAACGUGUCCAUCAUCCUCUUCCUCAACAAAACCGACCUCCUCGUGGAAAAGAUUCGCACCGCAGACAUCAGCAAAAAUUUUCCAGAGUUCAGAGGAGACCCGCGCAGGCUAGAGGACGUACAGGCGUUCUUGGUGCAGUCGUUCAGUCGUAAGAGGCGAAACCGGGGCAAGCCGCUCUUCCACCACUUCACCACCGCAGUUGACACAGAAAAUAUUCGUUUUGUCUUCCACGCCGUCAAGGACACCAUCUUGCAAGAGAACCUCAAAGAUAUCAUGCUGCAGUGACCUUGGCACGGACUCCCCAGGACACCCAGACACAAACAUUAGCUGCUCUGAACAGGAACUGUGAAAGCCGCCAUGAAUCCCGGCCUGCUGACUCUGCCCACUUGACUCGUGCUUGGACAUGACACAGCGGCAUGCGAGCAGAUAAUAACACUGACCUGUGGGGCAGCCAGAUAAUCCACACAGUGGAUCUGACUCAACUCUGAACCCGUGGAGCCAGGAAGUGACUCUGAGCCUGUUGGCCCACACGGGCCCCUGUGGAGGCCCAGAAAGGACCUGACAUUUAACCUGUGUGAACGCCGGAAAAAUACUUGUCUCCUCACUUUCCUCAACACUUUAAGCAAAUGUUUAAAAAUGGAAAAGGAAACCAUUUUUUGUUGAAAAGCACCAACUACAUGAGCACUGAAAGUGUUUUUUUUUUUUCUUGGAUGUAUAUAUGAAUAAUGACAAACAUGUCACUAAACCACACAAGACUGCUUGCUGAAACGGAGCUGGACUGAGUGUGGAAGGAAGGAAGGAAGGAAGGAAAAGAAGUUUAGCCAGAGUUGGAGAAUGUUUCAUCCGAAAAUACAGUCAUGUCCACAAGUACUUGAACAGUGACACAAUUUUGAUCAUUUUGCUAUUUUAUGCCACCACAGUGGAGUUGAAAUGAAACACGAUGUGCUUGUAUUGUAGACUUUCAGAUUCAAGUUAAGAGGUUUAACAAAAAAUAUAUUUUACAGAGUCUCUCCAUUUACAGAGCCCAUAAGUAAUUGGACAAACUCAAUAUAGGGAUUAUUGUUCAUAAAAAAAACUUCACUUUUACAGCCAGUUUACUUUCAGCAAGUCAGAGGGUGGAUACAUGAACAUUUCCUAGUCACUGUAUACAUGUUAGAUUUCAUUUCCAUCAAUCAUUAUGAAAUACAAACAGCAUAGAAAAUCUGUGUGGAGUUGGCUGCAAACUGAGUGAAGAGGAAGAUUUGUGAGGAAAGUCAUCAAGAAUAAGAUAACUCUGAAGGAGUUCUUGCCUUCUGUAGCUGUAACUGGAUAGGUGCUAAAUUGUAUGUUGCAGUCACCAUUUUAUCUAAAAUGAACAAGAGAACUUUCAGGUGAAGUUUGCCAAAAGGAUACAUGGGAUACAUAUUAAAGACUUUUUCUGCUCCACUCCACUACAAAAGUCUUACUGGUGAUGCAAACCGCAAAAGCAGCACAAUCCCCAGUUUCCACAGUCAGCCACAGAAGCCUCUCUCCUUCAGAACUGUCAUGGGUGUCUUGUUGUCUUCACUCAAUAUCUACAUUUCAGAGUGGCCUUAUACUUUGGCCAGCCUAAGGCACACUUGUGCAAUAAUCAUGCUGUCAAAUCAGCAUCUUGAUUUGCUACACCUGUGAGGUGGGAUGGAUUAUCUCGGCAAAGGAGAAGCGCUCACUAACACAGAUUUAGACACAUUUGUGAACAGUUGGGAGAAUUAGGUCUUCUGUGUAUAUAGAAAAUGUUUUAGGAUCUUUGACUUCAGCUCAUUAAAAAUGGGAGCAAAAACAAAAGUGUUGCAUUUAUAUUUUUGUUCAGUGUGUUUCUUGCAAUGCUAGUCAGUUUUGCCUGAGUAUUAUCUACUCCUGACAGAUUUAGCAUACCGUACCACACUGUUUGUAUUUCUUCAUGAUUGAUAGAAAUUAAGUCCACCAAAUACUAAAACACUUGAUGUUCAUGUAUCCAUCCCAUGACUUGUCAAGGGAAAACUGGCUAUAAAACCGAUGAUUUGCCUGGAAAAAUACUGACUUAAUAUCAUAUCAUAGAUAAUAUGUAGUAUUUAGUUGGUCCAUUUAGUUAUGGGCUUUGAAAAUGGAAGGACUGUGUAUAAAAAUGGCUUCAAUUCCUUUAUGUUUUAUGCAAACAUUUUGCUCAACACCUUAAAUUUUAAAGUCAACACUACAAGCACAUUUGAACUUAUUGUGGUGGUGUACAGAAGCAAAUUUUUAAAUAAAUUGUGUCAUUGUCCAAAUACUUAUGGUACAUAUAUGACAAAGGGAGCGGGUAUGACAGUCAUGAUGUUUUGUUUUGUGGUGAGAUUGCACGAGUCAGUGCCAACAACUUUUUAGCAGGAGAUGUGUCUCUCGUGCUCCCUGUCCUCUCCUCUGCUGUCGCCUCCUUGUCUCCUCCCUCUGUGCGGCAGCGUCAGAGGAAAGGUGAACAGCUGCAGAAAGUGAGACUUAUCCCUUCUCUUCUCUGCUCUCCUGCACAACAGAAACAUUGUUCGUCUCUUUUGCUUCGCAGCAGAAACAGCAGAUGAUCAAAUUAGAGACUCUUCUCGGGUUGAAACAGCACACACGGACGCACACAGCUUCCCGAAAGAAUUAUAGCUCAUCUCUCAGCCGACGUCUUUCAUGUCUUUACACUUCCGCCACAUCCCACCAACAUCCCCAUCAGGAUCGCCGCAGCACUUCUGCAGUCAGGUUAUUAAGCACCGACGUUACGGAAGGCUCUGAGGGAUUCAUAUUAAUACUGCUUGUUCCUGUUCCUCAUCCUGUAAAUGUGAAGGGAACAGGAAAAAAUAACAGCUGAACUGCAGGUGACCUUAUUCUCGCGUUGCUAGCAGCCAUAUUGAACAUGUGUAGCGCUCACGGUGGAAGUCUGUCUCCAGGAUUGGAACAUUAAAAUGACAGGAAGUGUCAGAAACAAACCAGACCAGACGCAAAAACAGGGAAUGUAGCUAACUGUCAAAAGUGAAAACACAUAACGUGUUACAAUAUAUGAAAGUGCCCGAACAGGCAGAGCCGUUACAGUCCGCGUUGCAACAGUGACUCAGCCGGGAAAAGUAGCAGAGUCUCUAAUUCUGUACUGUACAUCAGGAAGCCCGAAGGCACAAAAAUACUUGCUGUUAAUUACACAAAUGUAUGACAUGACAUCACACGUAUCCUGUUUUUGUUUUGAGCAGUCUUUGCGCACAUCCUCCAAAGAUAACGUGACAUAACCACAAGUUGCAAUACCACUGUGAACCAUAGGGGGCAAUGUAACCACUGAUGAGGCACAAUUAUGUGAGCAGUACAAUAACAAAAUGAAAAUGGCAAAUUUUUUGAAAGAAACUGCAGUAUGUGUUUGUUCACAGUUUCUGUUUGCCAAAAAUAAUUUUUAAUCCUUCAAAUAUGUGAACAGUGACAACAGUGAGACAGGUUUUUUUUAUAUAUAUACUGCACAGUGAAACUGAAAUAUGUUUGUGCCUUCAGAACAUAUUACUGUACUCUGAGGUCCAUUCACAUUUUCAUGUUGUAUGGUUACAUUUCAGGCCAAGAAACCAUUCAUUCCCAUGUAACUGCCACACAACGAUAAAGUAGACUCUGCAUCGUGCUUCUACAUUUAAAACUCACUUUGUCUUGAUCGUACUAAACUAUAAGACAAAAAUAAGCAACAUCGUAUUAGCUAGCUGUGGCACAAUAUCUAAUAAAAUCAUUAAAUGUUCCAAACAGGAAUCAGUUUAUAGUCACAGAAAUAAAUUGUUUUGAAGUCA
Molecule: messenger RNA, 4637 nt
Organism: Thalassophryne amazonica
Lineage: Eukaryota; Metazoa; Chordata; Actinopteri; Batrachoidiformes; Batrachoididae
Product: guanine nucleotide-binding protein subunit alpha-12-like
Exons: 6
Coding region: 1-1158 (385 amino acids)
Biological process (GO): adenylate cyclase-modulating G protein-coupled receptor signaling pathway; Rho protein signal transduction
Cellular component (GO): brush border membrane; heterotrimeric G-protein complex
Molecular function (GO): GTPase activity; D5 dopamine receptor binding; G-protein beta/gamma-subunit complex binding
Source: RefSeq, a predicted model, not a curated record